This is a messenger RNA of Scleropages formosus (Asian bonytongue), 761 nucleotides long. Its product is annotated as protein rapunzel-like. The coding region runs from base 161 to 751 and encodes 196 amino acids. NCBI's taxonomy places the organism in Eukaryota, Metazoa, Chordata, Actinopteri, Osteoglossiformes, Osteoglossidae. The record is from RefSeq and is a predicted model, not a curated record. The transcript has 2 exons.
CACUGUCCUCCACAAACACAUAUGGCACAAAAGCAGAAAAGCACCAAGGCAGCUGAUUACAGCACACGGAAGACAACAGUGCUUUCUGGGACUGAACUGGCACAACUGGAUCAAAAGUUAAACAGAGACAUAGAAAAAAGGUGUGAGUGACAAGGAGCACAUGGAGAAGACCGCCUCUUCCUUUACCUCAGACAUAGACUCCCACCUGUGUCUUGUCAAAAGCUCAGUGAGGGCACUGCGAAGGGGUCAAGCCGACAAAGCAGAGCUGGAAAGCAUCGCUGUGAAGACUGAAUACCUCCUAGGGCAGAUCUGCAUCGAGGAGAUCACAGAGACACUGGGCAAAUAUGACAAAUACAUAAAGCACCAAUAUGAAGCCUUCAAGAACAUGGUGGAGCAGGUGAAGACGACACCUAAUGAUGCCUCAAAGCACAUGACCCAUUUUAGGGAGAUCUACGAGAGAGAAAAAAGCGACCUGAGCCUCGAUGUCUAUUACUGGAGUGUGAUGGGAUCUGGGCGACUCUUUAGCAGGCCACUUCUCAAAGUGUACCUGGACCAGUCUGCUGGCAGUCGUGAGCUUAUGAAGCAGAAGUGUUCCCAGCUCAACUAUCUCUUACACAUUGGCCUCACUGCACACAUGGCGUACGUAUGUGUCACGGAUGACAAUGAGACGGAGCUCUGGAAGAAAUGGGCCUUGAGGAUGACCAACAUUCAAAAUCACAUGCAAAAUGCACUGAACGAGUGUAAGGACUAGUGCUCAUGUC